This is a messenger RNA of Durio zibethinus, 1857 nucleotides long. The record is from RefSeq and is a predicted model, not a curated record. Lineage: Eukaryota; Viridiplantae; Streptophyta; Magnoliopsida; Malvales; Malvaceae.
UAUAAGCUCAAAGUUGAGACUCAUUUUUUUAUUUUUAUUUUUUAAGUUUUAUUAAUUCAACAAGUUGAAGCAGAGUAAAAGAAAUGGAGUGUUCCAAUUUCAGUUUCAUUAACACCAUUGUUGUAUCAGUUGCAACACUUCUUCUUUACUCAGUGUUGAGAAUAACAUAUGUUGUCUGGUGGAGACCCAAAAGCUUGGAGUGGUACUUGAGACGACAAGGAAUCAAAGGCACUUCCUACAAGCUUUUUCAUGGUGAUACUAAAGAACUGGUCAUGUCUUCCAAGGAAGCAUGGUCCAAACCCAUGACUCAGAUAACUCACCAUAUCGUGCCACGUGUAAUACCAUUCGUCUAUCAAAUGGUGGAAAACUAUGGAAAAAUCAGUAUGAGUUGGAAAGAAACAAGAGCAAGUAUAAUAGUGGCGGACACUGAGCUGAUGAAGUUGGUAUUAGAAAACAAAAAUGGUCAUUUUGUAAAGCCACCACUAAACCCUCUGGUGGAUCUUCUACAGCUGGGAGUCUCUACCUUGGAAGGAGAGAAAUGGGCCAAACGGAGAAGGCUGAUAACACCUGCUUUUCACCUUGAGAAGUUAAAGGUAACUCCAAAUGCACCAGAAGGAUCUUGCUCAACUAAUAAAACUAUAGCAAUACAUGUACUGAUGGUUUCUGGCAAACAGGAAAUGAUACCAGCAUUUGCAACAAGUUGUUGUAACCUAGUUGAAAGAUGGACAGAGUUGGUGAGUCUAGAAGGAUCUUGUGAAUGGGAUGUUGCCCCAGAGUUCCAUAAUCUUGCCGGUGAUGUUAUUGCUCGAACGGCUUUUGGAAGCAGCUAUGAAGAGGGAAAGAAGAUAUUUGAACUUCAGAAAGAGCAAGCUGUUUUGGUGCUUGAAGCUUACUAUUCAUUCUACGUUCCUGGAUUUAGAUUCAUACCCACUAGAAAGAACAAAAGGAGAUACGAUAUAGACAAGGAGAUCAAAACAACAUUAAGGGAUAUGAUUCAUAAGAAAGAGCAGGCCAUUAAAAAUGGAGAAUUCAAGGACAAUGAUUUACUAGGCUUGUUGUUACAGUGCAAAGAACAAUCUGGCAAUGAGAUGACUGUUGAAGAUGUCAUAGAGGAAUGCAAAUUGUUUUACUUUGCUGGGCAGGAAACCACGGCCAACUGGCUCACGUGGACAUUGAUCACCUUAUCUAUGUAUCCAAAUUGGCAAGAAAAAGCAAGACAAGAGGUUUUACAAAUCUGUGGAAAGAAAAUUCCUAGUGCUGAAAACAUGAACCAUCUCAAAGUUGUGUCCAUGAUAUUAUAUGAAGUCCUAAGAUUAUAUCCACCCGUAACUGUUUUGCCUCGACAUACUAGCAAGAAAACUAGCAUAGGAGGAAUGCCGAUCCCUGCCGGAGUAGACAUUCAGCUACCAACAUUAUUGCUUCACUAUGAGCCAGAAUAUUGGGGAGAUGAUGCAGAAGAAUUCAGACCAGAGAGAUUUGCUGAAGGAGUUUCCAAGGCAUCAAAAGAUCAAAUCGCCUUCUAUCCAUUUGGAUGGGGUCCUAGAUUUUGUCUAGGCCAAAACUUUGCUAUGAUAGAAGCAAAGAUGGCACUAGCUAUGAUUCUUCAACGUUUCUGGUUCGAGCUUUCCCCUUCUUACAUGCAUGCUCCUUAUCAAGUUAUUACUCUUCAACCUCAACAUGGUGCUCCCGUCAUAUUGCACCAAAUCUAAGUUCCGUAUCCGGCUUGGAAUUUAAAUAGAGUGUUACAUAUGUAGUUCUUAAUGUAUUUUGGACUACGGAAUGAAAUAAGGUUUUCCAAUUUUAUAACUUCUUAUUGUUGGUGAAUGUUCAAUAAGACCAAGAAUAGUUUUGUGUGAA